Molecule: messenger RNA, 960 nt
Organism: Mercurialis annua (annual mercury)
Lineage: Eukaryota; Viridiplantae; Streptophyta; Magnoliopsida; Malpighiales; Euphorbiaceae
Product: caffeoylshikimate esterase-like
Exons: 1
Coding region: 85-798 (237 amino acids)
Cellular component (GO): membrane
Molecular function (GO): lipase activity
Source: RefSeq, a predicted model, not a curated record
GCAUUCACACUUCAUCAAUUAUUUCUCCUAUCUUUCCAAAACAAUUGGAAAUUAAUCUCUAUUUUCUAUCAAUUCUAAAGAACAAUGUCUCAUCCAAUACAUGAAGCCAACGAACACAGCCCAUAUGGAAACUACACAAGACAAGAAUUCUACAGCAAACAUCAGAUCAUCCAUAACCAAUCUUUCAUCUUCAACAAAAGAAACAUGAAGAUCUUUACUCAAUCAUGGUGUCCCCAUGCAAAACCUAAAGGCUUAGUAGCCAUGGUCCAUGGCUACUCUUCUGAAAGCAGUUGGAUCAAUGAACUAACCGCCGUAGCGAUGGCGAAAGCCGGGUUCUUAGUGUGUGCACUUGACCUUCAAGGCCAUGGCUACUCCGAUGGCUCGCCCGGUCACAUCCCGAAUAUCAAACAUGUUGUUCAUGAUUGCAUUCAGUUUUUUGACUCAGUGAAAGCAGAAAACCCUAAACUGCCUGCUUUUCUUUAUGGUGAGUCAUUAGGUGGCGCUAUUUCAAUACUUAUAUGCUUGAAACAAAAACAUGCAUGGAAUGGUUUAGUUUUAAACGGUUCAAUGUGUGGAAUUUCUGCUAAAUUUAAACCUAUUUGGCCAUUAGAGAAGCUGCUUCCUGUUGCAGCAAAGUUGGCACCAAAUUGGAGAGUUGUUGUGUCGAAGCCUUUCCCUGGCAUGUGGCAUAUGUUGAUUGGUGAGCCGAAGGAACACGUGGAGCUUGUGUUUGGCACUAUAUUGUCUUGGUUAGGAGAUCAUGCUGACAAGGCUAGACAUAAACCAAUGAGUUAUUAAUGGCAGCUUUAAUGUAUCACCAUCUGUUUAAAAAUGCGCAAGAUUACAAAAAAAAAAAAAAUAUGCUCCAGAAAAGAUUCUCGCGAGUACGCUUAUGUUUAGAUUGUGAACCAUAUUAAUUAUGUGAUUAAAAUAUUUAUUAGUAAUAAUUAUAAUUUUCUU